AUGUGUCGCCAACACUGUCUGAAUCUGAAUUCCACAUUGCAAUUUUCUUGGCAUAAAGUAUUGAAUAUUUAUGGAAGCAGCCAACAAACAGUGAUUGGAACCGUAGUACCAAACAUUGGUACCUUUCCAUCAAUUAUCAAUCAUGAUAUGGACAGUUUGAUUAUCGACGCAAUCAAACAUAUCCAAGAUAGGAUGAAUGAAAUGAUAAGGCGAAGUACUGUCGAUUUCUCUCUACCCAUGAAGGAAAGGAUGACACACAAUUUAUUCGAUUGCCUUUUCGCGUAUAAGAAUAACUCGAUUUUGCAAAGUGAAAUCGAAGAAAAAGAAAAAUCAAUUGAUUAUGAAACAAAAUAUAUCGUCGAAAAAUUUGAUUAUCCUCUUGUAGUAAUUGCUUAUGAAACCGUCGAAAAAGAAUGUGUAACAAUUGUCCUAAAAUACGCUGGAGAAUUAUUCGAAAGUCAAACAAUUGACAACAUAUUAGAUGUAGCUAAUGACAUAUUAAGUCAAAUUGUAGAUAAUCCAGUAUCGCAAAUUUCUGACAUACAUCUUUUACCCAAGAUACAAUUGCAGAUGAUUGAAGAGUGGAAUGAUACGGCUACAGAUUUUGCAGAGCUGAAUACGGAAACGACGCUCCAUCAGCUAUUCGAAGAAGAAGUAGAAAAAUCAUUAGACAAAAUAGCAGUCGUUUAUGAAAAUGUGCAACUUACUUAUCGAGAAUUAAAUGCAAGUGCAAAUCAAUUGGCACGCUAUUUAAGGUCAAUUUGCUGCAUUCAUCCAGAUGACUUGAUAGCACUGUGCUUGGACAAAAGUGAAUUGAUGAUAAUCAGCAUACUGAGCGUGUGGAAAUCUGGCGCAGCAUAUAUUCCCAUUGAUCCUAGUUAUCCCGACGAACGAAUUCAAUUCAUAUUAGAAGAUACGAAGGCUAAAAUCAUAAUAACGAACAAGAAAUAUCUGACAAGAUUAGAGUCAUACGACAUGAUCAAAAUUGAUGCCGACUCAAUAAGGACAAUAAUUAACGGUCAUAACAAAACCAACAUGUCGCCUAUGUGUUCCAGUACUAAUUUAGCAUAUAUAAUUUACACGUCUGGUACAACUGGUAAACCGAAAUCUGUAUUGGUAGAGCAUAAAAGUGUCAUUUCCUUCAGAAACGACGUAAUCCGUAGAUACUUUAACACAGAUUACAACGAAAAUUCGUCUCAAGCAAUUUUAUUCUUUUCAAGUUAUGUGUUUGAUAUGUCAAUAGAGCAAAUAUCACUUUCCAUACUCAACUCGAAUAAAUUAAUAAUUUUAUCUAAUGGUUUUACAAUUGAUGAACACUUUUAUGAUUACUUGAAUGAAAAUCGAGUGACAUAUUUUAGUUUAACACCAUCUCAGCUGCAGCAACUGGAUCUUAGAAACCUAAAAUAUUUAAAAUCCUUACUAGUGAUCGGUGAACCUUUAACUGAAAUUACGUUCGAAAAAAUUCGGACACAAUACACUGGCCAACUCAUCAAUGCUUAUGGAAUUACAGAAACAACUGUCUACAAUACAGUUUACAUCUAUGAGAAUGAAAUGAAAUAUAACACCUCAAUCGGCUUUCCAUUAUCAAAUACAAAAGGAUUUGUGCUUAACAAGAACUUGAAAAUGUUGCCAGUACAUGCUAUUGGUGAACUCUACCUGACCGGAGAUUGCGUAACUAGAGGUUACCUCAAUCGGCCUGAAUUGACUGCUGAACGGUUUCUACCUAGUCCAUUCCA
Molecule: messenger RNA, 1736 nt
Organism: Rotaria socialis
Lineage: Eukaryota; Metazoa; Rotifera; Eurotatoria; Philodinida; Philodinidae
Source: the annotation of a GenBank genome assembly